Messenger RNA from Linum trigynum, 2783 nucleotides. The record is from the annotation of a GenBank genome assembly. Lineage: Eukaryota; Viridiplantae; Streptophyta; Magnoliopsida; Malpighiales; Linaceae.
GCGUCUCAAAAGCUCUUUCGCUUGGAGGAUGAGAAGGCCGUGUCUACUGUUGGGAUCGCCUUCUCCUUUCAAAAUGCCCACCGCAGUUGUAGAAUUCAUGUUGACUUCUACCUUCCUCAAGCCCAUUCCCCAUGUGAUCUUUAAACCCUCAACUACACCUUUAAGCUCUGCCUAGUAAUGGUGCAGGCUCCCAGUUUGCACAUAAACGCUGCCAAGCACUUCCCUAAGUUGUCUCUAAGAAGACCUCCCGUAACAACAUUGUUGUUAGAGCUCUGAAAGCUUCCAUCAUUUUGAAGUUGGAUCCAAUCUUCUGGUGGUGACUUCCAAGAUAUGAACCUCCUUUCUCUAAUGGUUCUCGUUCCUUGUUCAACAAAGGCAACAUUCGCCACAACAUUGGUGUUAAUGGAAAAGCAAGCCUCAAUUCUUUUGAUCAGGCCCACUUCGGAGAAAAUUUUCCCGUCCAUUGCUUCCUCAUUCCGUUGUUUCCAUAUACACCAUCAUAUGAUACCGAACUCCGUUCCUUUACUCUCAUCUUUCAUGUUUUUGACCAGCCAGGUCUUGAAGUCUUGGCUGGGGGUAUGGUCCGAAACUCGAUCUUUGAAGUGUCCCAUGACACCUUUGAUCUUCUUUCAGUUUUGGAGAAUAUGCUCCACAGUUUCCUUAGUAUUGCUGCAGUGAGGGCAGCUGCUGUUGGUGGUGAACCCUCUCUUCGAUUUUUCCUUGUUAGUCAUCAGUCUGUUGUGUGUCAUCAGCCACAGGAAGUGUUUAAUCUUGCUAGGGCCUUUCCAUUUCUAGAUGCCUUUCUAGAUAACAUCAUCCUCCCUCCCCAAAGCAUCAGAGGCAAGGCUGUAGGCAGAUUUAAGUCUGAACUUCCCAUCCUUUUCCACUCUCCAAAUGUGCUUGUCCUCCCCCGAGCCAGGAACAUGAACAUUUGUACCUGCAAUCAGCGACAAGAUCUCAUCAGGUAGUAGAUUAUUGAGUCUACUCCAGUCCAAGUUACCAUCCUCCAUGGUCUAGUCAGCAACUGUAGAGCUCCUCUCUUCCUCACUAAUAUCAUGUUACAGGAAGUCAACAAGGAUGAUGUCAUGAUCAAUCCAUGGGUGGGUCUAGAAACCAGUGGAAGUUCCAUCACAAACACUCCGGCCUAUGGCACUCUUAUUAGUGGCAUUGCUUUAAGGACAACUUUCCAUAGACUUGAGUGAUUGCUCUUCUUCAUAGAGACAAGCAUUCCAUCUUUAUGGUUAAAAUACUUCCCCUAUAAGACCUGCACCCAAAGAGCUUUUUCAUCAUUGAAAAUGGGUCACGCAAUCUUAAUCAUGUAAGCCACGUUGAGACAUCUAGCAUAUUUAAGGCCGAGGUCACCCUGGCUUUUAGGUUUGCAGAUAGUAUCCCACGAGACGAGGUGAACUUUUCUCCUCCCUUCCUGGGACCCCACACAAACCACCUAACCUUUCUAUCAAUUGCAUCACAAAUAGAAACAGGGAGGUUGCAGUUUGCAUGACAUAUGUAGGUAUAACAUUCAAAACAGAGAGAGCAAGGGUAACUCUCCCUGCAAGGGAAAGCGUUUUCUCUUUCCAAGCAGUCAGUCUUUUAUCAAUCUCAUCUAGGAUAUACCUAUAAGUGUUCGUAGUAAUCCUACCAUGUAGAACUGGAACCCCAAAUUAACCUCUUUUCCUUCACUCGACUUCAUCAUUCUUCAUCAUAAGUGUCCGAAGCUCACGAUGCCAUCUAAUAUUUCAAUACCUGAUGCAAGAAAGCAAUAUAGGAUACAUCAUAAGUGUUUGAAGCUCACGGUGCCAACUAAACAUGAUUUUUAUUCUCCAUUUCCAUAAUUUUAAGAUAACACCAAAAAGCAUAAACAACCAACCAUACUAAACCGAAACUCAGAGUGAAUACAAGGUCAUUUGGCUGUGGUAAUUUAACGCAAUAAUUGGACCCAAAUCCCACGAAAUGCAUAUAUUUGGUGGUUCUCCGAUGAGAGGAGCUCUUCCUCAGCCGUCCCAUCUUCUCCACCGCUGCCUCCAAAUUCCCUUUCUGUGUCGCCCAACAACUCCAAUCACCAACUCACUAUUUUUAUUUGCCGCUAUCGCAAUCCCAUUAUCUCUUUCAUCUUCGUUUUGAGCUUCAAUUAACGGAUGUGAGCUUCAAAGGGGUUCGAUUAGUAGCUACCACUAUAAUUGAAAUUAAAUUUAGCAUCCCUAGUUAGAAGGGGGUUCAUUGCUUACAAGCUCUGUGCAUGAGAGAUUAAUCAGUUGACUUGCGAUCUCCUAUAUUGCUGAAUUUUGUUGUUGUGUUGUUGCUUUUGCUAUACUGUUGAAUUGUCGUUGCUAUUGGAUCCCUUCCCUAUGUUAUUUGUACCAUGAUCAAUAUGUUUGGUUUCUUUGAAUAAUAUGAUAUCCUUUAAUAAGAUCCUAAAGCUAUUGUGGAUGGCUAGUGUUUAAGUCAGUGUGGUGCAAGUUUUCUAUUUGGUGGCAGCAAAAGCAAUGGCAACAAGAACAACUAGCAACAAAAUCAGUUACUAGCACAAGCAACAAGGAGUGAUUGGAUUCUUUCAUUAGAGAGUAAUUGUAUUUGUCACUAGCAGUCGCAUACUUCACAUACACAAUAUAGUGGUUAGAUUGUUGCUACGGUUUUAUUCAAUAGUUCAAAAGUUCAAGGAUUGAGAAUAAUGCAUUGUGAGAUGAGUGAAGAAAGGCUUUAAAGAGAGUACAAAAACACUUAACAUGGAAAGGGGUUUAUAUGUCCUAAAUGGCUCAAUCUAUGAAUCAAAAUUGCUUCGCAAA